AUGUCAUCAACACUAUCUGACGAUAUAAAACGUUUGAAAACAGAAUUCCCAUAUACUUCUGUGGAAUCGUUGCAUGGAAUACCUAAGAAGACCAAAUUACCUGCUUCGUCUUUACUGGAAGAACUGGGCAAACUUUCAAAGCUAAUCAAGUCCAAUGCAACCAAAUUAGGGAUUAUCUCAACUCCAGAUAAGAUUUCAAAUAAUGAAGAUGCUUUCAAGACGCAAAUGGUAGAGUUGAUGAAUGUUGUAUUCUAUUUACUUUCAUUGGUGCCGUUAUUUCAUGACUCACACUUCGCAGACUACUUUAUCAACAAAUUGGAUAAUGAUAUUGUUUCUUUAGUUCAGAGCAUUCACAAAUUAUCAGAUGAACUAGUUGAAAUAGUUAACUCAGAUGCAAAAGACUUUAAAGAUCCAAUUAUUGCCGAGGAUGAGAAACUUGCCAAAUUUUUGAAAGAAAGACUCAUUUCGAUUGGUAUGCUUUGGUCGCAAUGUGAACACCUAGAGUUAUUAUCAAAUCAAGGUAACUUAGGACUCUUGACUGAGUAUUUGUCUUCUUCAGUGAAGCUUCUACAAGAUUCAAUCGAAGAGUUAGAAGAGUGGUUGGAGGAUCCAGUAAUAAAUUCAGACCCAUUCGGAAUGAAUGACAAGUUCAGUGAUGAGGAAGGUACGGAUUUAGAUGAAGAAGAGGAAGAGGAAGCUUCAGAAUCCAUGAUUGAAUUUGUCAAAUCACUAUCGCAAAAAUCUCGUCUCCUUAAGCUCUUGUUGAGUUCAUUAUCCAAAUCGAUAACCAUAAAAAAGGAUACUGUAACUACAGCAGCAUAUCUAUCUGAGCUAAAUCAACUCCACAAUUCAAUAGUUUCUAACUCUGAUACUUUAAUUUCAUCCACCUUAGUGAACGCUGAAUAUGAAGUAGAUCCAGAAGUGGAAACAUCAGUACUUGCUAUCAAUAAUGAUGUUAAGAAAGUUAUAAAAAUUAUUACACAGCUAAACGGUUCAGAUGAGUCCAAGUUGAAAUGGAUACAGGUAUGGUCAAAUAAGUGGAGUUCUUUGAAUAAUUAG
This is a messenger RNA of Kluyveromyces lactis, 1059 nucleotides long. RefSeq lists its product as uncharacterized. NCBI's taxonomy places the organism in Eukaryota, Fungi, Ascomycota, Saccharomycetes, Saccharomycetales, Saccharomycetaceae. The record is from RefSeq and is a predicted model, not a curated record. The transcript has a single exon. Gene Ontology annotation, biological process: regulation of cell cycle. Gene Ontology annotation, cellular component: nucleus. Bases 1 to 1059 code for a protein of 352 amino acids.